UUCCAGAAGCGCUUUUUCUCUGGCCGGAGGCUCAGAGGAGGGCAAAGGCUCGGACGGAGGAACACACAGAUCUUCUUCAAGCGAACCGAAGCAGCAUGAAGUCCCCGAAGCAGAAAGCUCAAGAUUAUCUGCUCUAUAUUGCAGCGAAAGUUGCAGACGAGGACGAUCUGAGCGACGUGCUGUGCGAGUUCGACGCCGUGAUCGAGGACUUCACGUCCCCCGUGGAGAAGCGUCACUUCAGGUACGACGAACACCUGCGCACGAUGAAGAGGAGGAGCAGCGCGAGCGUCAGCGACAGCGGCUUCAGCGACUCGGAGAGUGCCGAGUCGCUGCACAGAAACAGCUUUAGCUUCAGCGACGAGAGGCUGAACUCUCCCACCCCGCUGUCUCCAGCCACCACCUCCCCCCCUCUGAUGUCGCCCAAACCUAAACUGGGUGACACCAAAGAGUUGGAGGAUUUCAUUGCAGACCUCGACAAGACAUUGCAAAGCAUGUGACACACAGGCUAUCCUAAAGGCAUAUAAGGAGAAUCUGGAUGGCUGGACCCACCCCACCUCUCCUUGAGCACUUAGAGCUCACCUUUCCCUGCUGACAAAGCCAGCACCAUGCAAACACUCCACCUGAAAACACCAUGUCCGGUCAGGGUCAGCAUGCUCUCAGACUGCAGGAGGGCUCAGGAUCCCCAUUGAAACUUAAAGAGUUCCUGGAACAUCUGUCAUCGCACAGACUCCUCCAUCAGAACCUGAGCUGGUGGAGUAUUUAAAACAAGGCUUUUAAUAAUGGAUAUAUAAUUGUUUUUUUUUGGUUUUUUUUACCAUCAAUGUGUAAAUGUAUCACUUUAUGUGAAAUAUAUUUUUCUAUUAUGUAAAUAGUAAAGUACUGACACAACAGUCAGAUGUAAAUUUAACACAAUGACUGGAAUAAGGUGGAUUUUUACAAAACUGGAAAACAAUAUAUGUAUUUAAAACAUCUAAAACCUGAAAGGUAAAAUUAAACAAUAACAUUUUCUUGGUAAAGCAAA
Molecule: messenger RNA, 1021 nt
Organism: Oryzias latipes (Japanese medaka)
Lineage: Eukaryota; Metazoa; Chordata; Actinopteri; Beloniformes; Adrianichthyidae
Gene: rgcc
Product: regulator of cell cycle
Biological process (GO): regulation of cell cycle
Source: RefSeq, a predicted model, not a curated record